CCAAGUGCACAAAAAUUAUUUCCCAUUAUAGGAGUAUAUAACAAUAUUUCUUCUCUUUCUUUCUCUUCACCACCAAACACACAAAUCUAAGUCUGCAUCACAAACUGCAUGUCACUCACUAGUCACUGACCUAUAUAUAUAGUUUGAUUUAUAGAGGAGGUUUUAAUCAAAACUAUCAACACACACCCCCCACUAUCAAAAGCUCCAAUCUUGCUCUUCUUUUCUGUCUUCUCAUCUUCUAAAAAUACAGAUGAAACCUAAAUCUCAAAAAGAUCUUCCUUGAUCCUCCCACUUCAAGUUUCACUUUGAAGAAUACUUGAGAUUUCGAGAGAGAGAGAGAAGAUGAGAGCAGGAGGUUGCGCAGUACAACAAGCCCUAACCACGGAGGCGGCGAACGUUGUAAAGCAAGCGGUAACCCUAGCCAAGCGGCGGGGCCACGCCCAAGUGACUCCGCUCCACGUAGCCACCACCAUGCUCGCACCCCCCACCGGCCUCCUCCGCACCGCUUGCCUCCAAUCCCACUCCCACCCCCUCCAGUGCAAAGCCCUUGACGUUUGCAUCAACGUCGCCCUAAACCGCCUCCCGGCUUCCUCCUCGAGUCCCAUAUUAGGCCCUCCUCAGUCCAACUACCCCUCCAUCUCCAACGCCCUGGUGGCGGCCUUCAAAAGGGCCCAAGCCCACCAGCGACGCGGCUCGGUCGAAAACCAACAACAACCCCUCCUGGCCGUGAAGAUAGAGCUCGAGCAGCUCAUAAUCUCCAUCCUGGAUGACCCCAGCGUGAGCAGAGUCAUGCGGGAAGCCGGGUUCUCGAGCACCCAGGUGAAGAUCAACGUCGAAAAAGCGGUUUCUUUGGAGCUAUGCUCCCAAACACCUUCCCCACUCGGCAACAGUUCCAAAGAAGGCAGUGACCCAGUUUCGGUGGGGAGGCCGAAGGCGUCAUCCGAUCAAGUCAUAAACGAGGACAUAAUGAGUGUGAUCGAAAGCAUGAUGAACAAGAGGAGAAAGAGUAUUGUGAUUGUGGGAGAGUGCAUAUCCAGUGUGGAAGGGGUAGUUAAGGGAUUGAUGGAAAAAGUUGACAGAGGGGAGGUCCCUGAGGGCUUCAGGGAAGUGAAGUUCAUUAGCCUCCCUCUGUUCUCACUGGGGAGUCUGUGCAGAGAAGAGGUUGAGAAGAAGCUGGUGGAGCUGAGGUGCCUUGUGAAGAGCUGUGUGGAAAGAGGGGUAGUUUUGUACUUGGGAGACCUCAAGUGGACUACUGAGAAUAGGGUUAUAAGUGGUUCUUGCGAAGAUCAUCAUCAUCAAGGGAGGAAAUUACAGUAUUGCCCUGUGGAGCACAUGGUUGAGGAAUUGGGAAGAUUGGUCUGUGGGAUUGGGGAGAGGAGUGAGAGGUUUUGGCUGAUGGGGAUUGCAACUUUUCAAACCUAUAGGAGGUGCAGGAGUGGCCACCCUUCGUUGGAGAUUGCAUGGGGUCUUCAUCCUGUUACCAUUCCUGAGGCAAGUUUGAGCUUGAGUCUCAUCCCAGAAAGUGAUGUUCAAAGUGCUUCGGUAAGUAAGAAAUCUGGAAAUGGCUCAACAUGGCUUCAGCUUGAAUGCUGCGACGAGCUCGAGACCGAAGCCCGCCGAAGCUUCCGGAGCAGCACUUGCACCAGUGAGGCCACCAUCUCGACUCUUCCUUCAUGGCUUCAGCAGUACAAGGAUCAAACCAGAAAACAUGGCAAUGAGAAUGAUCAGGAGUACUGUGUCCCAGUCAAAGAUCUCUGCCGAAGAUGGAACUCAUUCUCAAGUUCAUCCCACAAACAACCCUACAACUCAAACGAGAGAACUAUAACCUUCUCUUCUCUCUCCCCUUCUAGCUCCACUACUGCCUUCUCCUACGACCACCAAAACCCUAAUUCCCACCAUACUCGUCGUGAGUGGCCGGUGUUCGAACCGAAACAGUACUGGAGCGACCAUCGUUUUUCGACGUCCGAACGAAGUUUGAGAGUGUACAUUCCUGAGCACAAUGAGCCCAAACAAGCAAAUUUGUACUCCAACCCUAAUUCGACUUCCUCCAGCGAUGUGGUCAUGGAGACCGAGAAUUUUCAAAGGUUCAAGGAAUGGAAUUCAGAGAAUCUGAAAACCCUAUGCGCGGCGUUGGAGAAGAGAGUCCCCUGGCAAAAGGACAUCAUCCCUGAAAUCGCGAGCACGAUACUGCAAUGCCGGUCUGGAAUGGUAAGAAGGAAAGGGAAAGUGACAAGCAGUGAAGCGAAAGAAGAGACUUGGCUGUUUUUCCAAGGAGUUGAUGUUGAUGCCAAAGAAGAGAUUGCCAGGGAACUGGCUAGACUUGUUUUCGGAUCAAACGACCUCGUUUCGAUUUCCUUGAGCAGUUUCUCGUCCACCAGAGCCGAUUCGACCGAGGACUUAACGAACAAAAGGUCGAGGGACGAGCAAAGUUGCAGUUACAUCGAGAGAUUCGCCGAAGCUGUGGCUAAGAACCCGCGCAGGGUGUUCUUGGUUGAGGAUGUGGAGCAGGCGGAUUACUGCUCGCAAGUGGGGAUAAAAAGGGCGAUCGAAAGGGGGCGGAUUAGCGACUCGGAUGGGAAUGAGGUGAGUCUUUGCGAUGCCAUUGUCAUUUUGAGUUGCGAAAGUUUCAGCUCUAGGUCUAGAGCCCCCUCUCCUCCCAUGAGACAAAACUCGGACGGUUCCGAAGAAGAGAUCAAGACUAGCCCUUGCGUUUCUUUGGAUUUGAACAUCUCAUUUGAUGAGGAUGGAGGAGAUCAUAACGAGUCGAUCAACGACAUAGGGCUUCUGGAAUCGGUCGAUCGACGCGUGUUUUUCAAAAUCCAGGAGCUGUAAAUUUAAGGAAAGAUGAACUUCAACCACUAGCUAGGUGGUUUUCUUCUUCUCUCCAUUUUUAUUCCCUGUUCGUUUAGCUGGUAAUGAGAUUCUCGAUCAUCCAUUCACUGUGGAUGCACAAGGAGAUGAAUAUGCUGGCAAUUUAUGUACAGUUAAAUGUAGGUUAUUGUCUUAAUUUGCUGCUACUUUUUUUUUUGCAUGUUAGAAGAAUCUCUACUAUUCUAACCGGAUCUGAAGUGUAUCUAACUUUCUCUCGUGUUGAACAUGUUGUUGGAGUUUUUUCCACGUCAGUUAAUUUAUUUUUUUUAAAACUA
This is a messenger RNA of Rhododendron vialii, 3146 nucleotides long. RefSeq names its product protein SMAX1-LIKE 3. The record is from RefSeq and is a predicted model, not a curated record. The transcript has 3 exons. The coding region runs from base 343 to 2832 and encodes 829 amino acids. NCBI's taxonomy places the organism in Eukaryota, Viridiplantae, Streptophyta, Magnoliopsida, Ericales, Ericaceae.